AUGCCUGGUCACACUAUUUUUGCGUCACUAAAAACCAUAUUUGUACUAAUGUUUUCUUUGUGCAUGGAUCUCGUCCUCUCCUGCCCUUAUCGGUCGACAUUUUGCCAUCGUCAACCAUCGUCCGCCUCUGCUUUGCAGCUUAUUCUCUCAAGAGUCGUCUCAACAGCAUCGCUGUGGCCUCUUCUCCUCUGCAUGGCAUACAAUUCGAAGAACAAAACAGACCUCGCUAAGAUUGGGGAAGAAACGUUUGCUAUCAUAGAUGACAUUUUCCCAAGUGAGCGUAAUUACUCCAAGCCUCCAUCAGCAGCAGGGACUGCUCCACCGAGUAGAAUCCAACAUCAGUUGUUUCACCAUCAGUAUCAACCCCAGCAGGCAUACGUAGUUCAGCAACAAGUGUAUGAUGCUCCCAUACCUGCGAAGAGGGCUGAGAGAGUCAUAAACUGCAACGAGGCUGCCAAAAUGUACGGUGGGACUGUGUUUCUGGAGUAUCCUAAAAGGAAGCCUGCUCGUAAGGGUUUCUUUUUUUGA
Lactuca virosa is the source of this 528-nucleotide messenger RNA. NCBI's taxonomy places the organism in Eukaryota, Viridiplantae, Streptophyta, Magnoliopsida, Asterales, Asteraceae. The record is from the annotation of a GenBank genome assembly.